AAGAGAAGAAUGAAGGGGGUUAACGUUGUUAUAAUUAUAUCAAUGUUGGUGGUGUUAGCCAUGGUUCAGCUGUCGUUCAUGGCAAGGCCAGGCGAGGCGAUGACAUCGUUGACAUGUGAGCAAGUGGGGGCGUGUUUGGCCCCCUGCAUUCCCUUUCUCACUCAGGGAGGUGAGCCUUCGAGUAAAUGCUGUGAAGGCGUGAAGAACAUCAAGGCAAGCACUCCGACCGCCCAGGACAAGAGGGAUGCGUGUGAAUGCGUUAAGGCUGCCGCCAAUCACUUGUCCAAUUUGAAGGAUGACAUGGCUGCUGCUCUCCCUACCAAGUGCAAGGUUCAGAUGGAUAUUCCAGUCUCCCGGACCACCAACUGUGACACCCUUAACUGAGAUCGGAGCAAUCAAGGCAAGAAAUAAAAAGAAUCGAAGGUGCCGUUAAUGUUUGUCUUUG
Messenger RNA from Alnus glutinosa, 445 nucleotides. Its product is annotated as non-specific lipid-transfer protein 1-like. NCBI's taxonomy places the organism in Eukaryota, Viridiplantae, Streptophyta, Magnoliopsida, Fagales, Betulaceae. Gene Ontology annotation, cellular component: membrane. Gene Ontology annotation, molecular function: lipid binding. The coding region runs from base 10 to 384 and encodes 124 amino acids. Gene Ontology annotation, biological process: lipid transport. The transcript has 2 exons. The record is from RefSeq and is a predicted model, not a curated record.